CCUUAAAAUAAACAAGUUCUAAAGGUUUUAUUUCAUAAUAUGCGUGUAGUCAAAUUGAGUCUACGAGAUAGUGCUCGAUUAGUCAUAGAAGAGGUUAUAAUAUUUUGGCAAAAAGCUCGUAUUCCGAACAGAGAAGUACGUCAUUGUAUACCAAAAUUAGAAGCGAUGUACAACGAAUGGCGAAAUUUGCAAAGAAAUGCAUCCAGGCGAAUUGAUACACAAAUAAAAAAAGAAAAUAUCUUUAUUGAUAAGUUCUAGGACCUUUUUGACAUAGCACACUUUGAUGCUACGAAUAUAAUGAGUAACGAAAUAGAUAAACGAUUUUUAAAUUGUCAACGGCAAAAAGGUCGUCCAGGUAUAUUAAUUGGAAUUGAUCUUACUUCAAACAAAAGUGAACAAAAAAAGUAUAUACGCCUUCAAGAAUCAGAAAAAAGGAGAAAACGUGCUCAUGAUGAAAUAAAAGUAUUGUAUGAAACGGUCGAGUUUAUAUCAUCAACAGAAAGUGAUACCGACGAUGAAACAUUAUAUGAACCUACUGAAACCGGUCCUUCUAUUAGAAAACGAGCUUUAACACAAUUUCUCACUAAAAAACUCGUAGCUGUAUUGGAUAGAUGUAAGGUUAGUGAUAGAGACGUAACUUAUCUACUUAUGGCAACAGCUAAAGCGUUAGGUUAAAAUGUCGAUAGUUUAGUCAUUAAUCGU
Molecule: messenger RNA, 702 nt
Organism: Sipha flava (yellow sugarcane aphid)
Lineage: Eukaryota; Metazoa; Arthropoda; Insecta; Hemiptera; Aphididae
Exons: 2
Coding region: 298-675 (125 amino acids)
Source: RefSeq, a predicted model, not a curated record